AGCUCGCCGCUACGGGUGCAUCUCGCGGCAGUUCGCGGUCGCCUUCUAAAGCAAGCUCAUUAGUCGCUCAGCAGCACCGGCACCGCGACAGAUUUUUUUUCUUCAGCCUUUUUUUCGUACACGCCCGCCGAUCUCGAAAAAAUCUUUGAGGACUCAAACGGACCGAACUCAUUCCUUUUUCUCGAGUGUCAAUUUCUCUCUCACUUUUCUUUCUCAAUUUUAUCCUUCAUUUUCUUUUUUUUUUAUUACACGUUAAUUUUCUCUCUGUCUAAUUUUCACAUAGACACACACAUACAAAAGUCCUUCCUUCUAUCUCCAUCUAAUUUGUUUUUCUCUAUUUUUCUUUUUCCCUUGUCCUUUUCAACAAAACAAAUUAUUCGAUCGAGUUUUCGUUACCAUCGUUGUAUCGUUAUAGAACAUGUAACGAUACAUGAUAGACGAAGAUAAAGGUAAUAAAAGAAUUAAGAAGAGUUACUUUGAAUUAUCGUAAGGAAUUGGAGGUGCACGUGCAUGAGGUAGCUCGCAACAAACGGGGGAGCGUCGAACUUCGUUCGAGGGUUACGAGUAAAGGAAAGCAAGCGUGCAACGAGGAGUCGAGUCGAAUGUCACGGACUAGGUCGAUCAAAGUGUCGUGGCAUUAAUAGAGAUCGGAAGAGUUUUCGGAUGGAGAACGAUGUUGUAUCACGUAGGGCGUGACUUUUGUCAUCGGGAGUGAGGCAGUAUCGGAAGAGGAGAUCGUCCUUGGAAGGAGAGGCCAAAUUAUAGAAAUACGAAAACGUACGGAAACAUACAGACAGAUAGAGAGAUAGAAAGAAAGAAAAAAUAGAGAGAGAGAGAGAGAGAGAGAGAGAGAGAGAGAGUUAUAAUACAAAGAUUAAUUGAUUUCGAUUGGUCGAAAGAGAAAAAGAGCUAGUGAAAAAGAAGAAGAACAAGAAGAAGAACGAGAAGAAGAAGGAGGAGGAGGAGGAGGAGGAGGUUGUAAAAGCUCUCUCUCUCGUAGUAAAAAGAGUAGAACGUGCUUUCGAGCAGCACGCUGUGUGGGCGUCGAGGUGAACGGAGGUCAUCGACACGACGUCGAUGAAGACCUAAAGAAUAAUAAUUGCAAGAGGACAUUGGUACCGAAUAGAAGAUCGGUAGUAGUACCUAGUAAAACAGAUUUUUUUCUUUUUUUUUUGCUUGCUUGGUUGUCAUCGUCGUCAUCGUCGUCGUCGUCGUCGUCGUCGUCGUCGUUGUCGUCGUCGUCGUCGUCGUCGUCGUCGUCGUCGUCGGCCGAUGACCAACGUCGAGACAACGUUUCGACGUUAUACACUCAAGUUUCCGAUGCUGCAGCCACCCUCUCCGCUCUUGGAGAUGGCGUCCUUGCGUUUACCGGACUCGGAGGAGUUCGACGUUGAAACGCGUCGUAGGAGCAACAACGGCAACAUGCUACCUACGACGAUACCUACCGUUCCACCUGGAACCGGUAGCUUUCAACAGAUCAAGAACGAUCUUGGUGAUUACUUAAACAAUUUAUUGGUCGAGGCCAUUACCAUUAGUCCUAGCCGUAGUGAAGGAGCACCCUCUAUGGAGGAACAAACUGGACUUUUCAACGCAAGUAAAACUGCUAAUAUUUCGACGAUCGAACAAUUACCUGAUCGACUCUACAGGCACAGCAUGGCGAUGUCCGCGGUUUAUUGCGUGGCCUACGUUCUUGUAUUUGUCGUUGGUCUUAUCGGGAAUAGUUUCGUAAUAGCUGUCGUUUACCGUUCACCCAGGAUGAGGACCGUCACUAAUUUUUUCAUCGUCAAUCUUGCCGUGGCCGAUGUCUUGGUCAUCGUAUUUUGUUUACCGGCAACACUGAUGAGCAACAUAUUUGUCCCGUGGUUCCUAGGAUGGUUCAUGUGUAAAGCAGUGGCUUAUAUACAGGGUGUAUCGGUUGCUGCUUCGGUUUACAGUCUCGUUGCAGUUUCACUCGACAGGUUCCUUGCAAUCUGGUGGCCGCUGAAAUGUCAGAUAACAAAACGACGGGCGAGGAUGAUGAUAGUCGUGAUCUGGUUCAUCGCAUUGACGACGACGUCGCCCUGGUUGCUAUUUUUCGAUUUAGUAUCGAUUUACGACGAUGAUCCAGACCUAAGAUUAUGCUUGGAAAUAUGGCCACGUCCCGAGGACGGUUCCCUAUUCUUUUUGAUAGGCAACUUGACUCUCUGUUAUGUCUUACCAAUGAUCCUUAUAUCACUUUGCUACAUCUUAAUCUGGAUAAAAGUUUGGCGUAGGCAUAUACCAACCGAUACGAAGGAUGCCCAAAUGGAACGGAUACAACAAAAGUCCAAGGUCAAAGUGGUGAAGAUGUUGGUAGUCGUCGUUAUCCUAUUCGUCCUAUCUUGGCUACCACUCUACGUGAUAUUCGCAGUAAUAAAAUUAGGAGGUGACGUUGCCGAACAAGAAGACGAGAUAUUACCGAUCGCAACACCGAUAGCACAAUGGUUGGGUGCAAGCAAUUCCUGUAUCAAUCCGAUCCUCUAUGCAUUUUUCAACAAAAAAUAUCGACGUGGUUUCGUAGCGAUAUUAAAGAGCGGCCGUUGUUGCGGUAAACUGAGAUAUUACGAGACCGUAGCAAUGAUGUCUUCGUCAACGAGCAUGAGAAAAUCAUCCUAUUACGUUAACAACAACAACAAUAACAAUAAUAAUUCUUCUACGAGACGUGCAGCUUGUCAUGGACCACCUGUUCAUCAGGAUAGCAAUGUUUCCUACAUAUUCAAUCAUACCGGUGUUUAAAACGAACAAACAAAAAACCUCUAGGUUGAUAAUAAUCUUUACCAUCUUGUUCUGCACCACUCAGAAAAAGAGAGAGAAGAAAAGAGAGAAAGAAAGAGAUAGACAAAUUAAGAAUGAGAGUGACAGAGAGAGAAAGAGAUAGAGAGAGAGAGAGGAGAGAAAAAAAAGAGAUAGAAAUAGAUAUAUCCUGAUUAAAAAGAGUCGACUAAAAAGAAAUCGAAUCGAUCGAAGAAGGUGAAGAUGAAGCUAAAGAUGGCGGUGGAGUUAAAGGAGUGAAAGCAUAUAAAGGCUGCUGUUUUUAGCCGAACGACAGGGACUCGACUUGGUCGAGGGUCUCUAGGCCGGGUCUGAGGCCUGCGCUAUGACUACUAACGGAUUAUUUUUUCUAUCCCAACGAAACGCCGACACCGAGAUUCUGGGUCAUCCGUGAUCGUCACGAUUGUUACUCGGGUUGGAAGUCGAUGAUGAUAAGAAGAUGAAAGAAAUACAAAGAUAGAUGAGAAUGGCACGUUCAGUUAAUUCGACGAUACGAAUAAAUAAACUCGACGAAUAUCCUCCCAUAUAUACUCGUUACAUCAACUCGAGUAUAUUUAUCAAGGAUAAAAAGAAUGGGAUGAUGGAUAAUACAGGAUUAGAUCCAUCGAGAUAUUAAAUACUCCGGACACGGUUUACGAAUAAACGAAGAUUUUCACGUCCUUGUAAAUUAUCGGGGAUAUUGCUAAUUGAUUUUUUGAAACAAUGAUAUAUAUAUGUGUGUGUGUGUGUGUGGGUGUGAGGUGUGUGUAUUUAUUUGUUUUUUCGACGAUCUUUUCGAAAACGUCUCUCUUUUUCUUAAAGCGAAGAAAAUUUAUUCAAAUAUUGUCAUCCUUUUGAAAGAAUAAGAAAAAGAAAGAAAAAGAAAAAGAAUAGUUAAAACUGAAAGCUUAGAUUUUUAUUCGCGUUCCAGAGAAUAGAGAGUAGAGUUCGUUUUAUUGGAAUUACUAAUUUCACGCGGAUCGAUCGUGCUCGAUCAGUGUAUUAGAAAUUAGCCUGUCCAACGAGAACUUUGUCAGUACACAUUGCAUGUGAUUUUCAACGAGCAUAAUAAUAAUAAUAAUAAUAAUAAUACUAAUAAUAAUAAUAAUAAUAAUAUAUGCGUGUAUAUAUAUUAAUAUUAAUAUUAAUAUUAAUAAUAAUCGCGAGCACAUACACACGCACAGAUACACAUACACACACGUACAGAGAGAGAGAGAGAGAGAGAGAGAGAGAGAGAGAGAGACACAGAUACAAAAUGCGAAAUUAAAAAUAAGCGUUCGACAGUUCGUCGAUGAUCCUUCGAUUUUUUGUGGUCACUGCCUAAACAGUGUUGAAACAAUUGUUACAAGAAAAUUUCACAGGGGCAAUAACAUCAAAAACUGACUUUGAACUCUGGAAUAUUUCUUCUUUUCUGCACUUGUAAAUCGAAAGAAUAAUUGUAAGUCCAGAGAAUGUUUCAAGAGGAAUUUGAGAAAUUCCUAACGACGUUUUAAAGAAACGCGUUUAGAAACGCGCCAGUCCACACACGUGAAGUGAAAAUUAUAUAUACAUAUAUAUACAUAUAUAUAUAUACACACACACCAUUAUACUGUCUAAUACAUACAUACUUUACUUUAGCGAAAAUCGGCUCUAUGUAGAGUACAUACUACUUAUAUAUACAUAUAUAUAUAUAUAUAUAUCUAUACAUAUAAUUAUAUAUAAUAUAUCUAUAUAUAUAUAACUAUAUAUAUAUAUAAUAUAUAUAUACACAUAUAUUUUCUUACCGGAACGUUAGUCGACCUAGUCUUAUCGAGUUUCUCGAGGGUGCCACAUGUACACACUUAUGGAUCAGAUUAGCCCGAGAAGGACAAGAGAGAAUCAAGUGUAUAGGAUUUAAGUGAUAUUGUUGGGAAGGAGAUAGAGGUUAAAAUCACGUUGCAAGGAAGAAAACGAAUUUUUAAUGAGAAAUAUAGCAACAGAAAGAGAUAGAAAGAGACAGAAAGAGAGAGAGAGAGAGAGAGAGAGAGAGAGAGAGAGAAAGAGUAACAGAGAGAGAAAUAGAGAAAGAGAAAGAGAGAGAGAUAUACAUACAUACGUACAUACAUAAAUAUAUAUGUAGAUACAUACGAGAGAGCUGAACUGUGUCGAGCGAAGAAAAAGCAAUACGUGGAGCCGGCCUUCGUUUAAUUGAUUUAUCUUCUGGAUUAAUUAUUAAAAAUUCUUCGUCUGUAUACUUGUCGUUUGUAUUACUCCGAAAGGUUCGAAAGAGAGUUACUACAUACUCAUAUAUACCUAUGUAACAUCCAACAGAGAUGUCCAAGUAUAUAUAUAUAUAUAUAUAUAGAUUUUAGUAAUAUACGGAUGAUGAACACAGCCAUCGCCGACAAUAACGUUUUAGCAUGUUAGCAUAUAUGUACGUAUAUAUAUCGGAUGAUACGUAGUAGAGAUACGAGUUGACCCUCGUUUUUUUUUUUAUUUGUAAUAAAUAAAGAAAAAGAAAGAAAUAAAAAAAAAAAAAAAAAAAAAAAAAAAAAAAGAAAAACAAGGAAAAAAAAAGAACAAAAUUUCAUUAUCGUUAUCUUCGUCGCUCGUCCGGCUGAGCUUUCGUUAUUUUGAUGAAACAAAAAAGAAAAUAGGAAAAACAAGAAGAAAAAAAGAUGGAAAAAAGAAAACGAUAGAGAAAGGAGUUCUCGAUCGUUCGCGGACAAAUAUCUAAUUUUAAGUUAAAAGAAAGAUUAGAAGAGUGUAUCGUAUAUAAUCGAUGACUCUGUGAGUUUGAUUAAUCAAGGCCAUUCUCAAGUGGCUGGUAGAAACUCUCUCUCUCUCUCUCUCUCUCUCUCUCUCUCUUUCUCUCUUGCUCUCUCCUUCUCUCUUGGAUAUAACUUUUACAAUUUUAAACGUAAGUGGACCUUGAUAUUUAAUACAAUGAUGAUCUGAUGAUCUUUUCGAUACGACCGACAUAACGAUUUCUAUUAUGAUAAAAGGCAUUAGAUUUCUAUUGUUUCUACUUUUUCUUUCUUUCUUUUCUUUCUCGCUUUUCUUUCUUUUUUUACGUUCUUGCUAACACAAAACAAUCUACAGGGUUGAAGUUUCAUCUAAUUAGAAGAAAUAAAAAAAAGGAGAAAAGAAAGUAGAAGGACGGUGUAUAUAUAUAUAUAUAUAUAUAAAGAGACACAUGUAUACAUACAUACAUACUUUCACGAAUAUAUAUCUACAUAUAUACAGGGUCGUAUUUGAAAUCAGUACGAUCUGAAUUUUUCUAAGCACACAUUGAAAGAAGAAAUACGGUGAAUUUGUAUUUCAAUUUAAUCUAAACGUACGAUCUUAGAAAGAUUAUAGAAUUUUCUUGCGACAAACAGGAGUCGUGUUUUUUGUUAUAUGUACGUGCUUACAACCAGUUAUUAUUAUUAUUAUUAUUAUUAUUAUUAUUAUUAUUGUUGUUGUUGUUGUUAUUGUUUUUGUUGUUGUUGUUGUUAUUAUUAUUAUUAUUAUUAUUAUUAUUAUUAUUAUUAUUAUUAUUAUUAUUAUUAUUAUUAUUGACUAAAUGAUUUGCUUUUUAAAGAUAAAGAAACAAGUAAAGUGCAUCGGGAUGCACAUGCAGUUAUGUAAUCUGUAUGGACUUCUUAUCUAGCUCUAUCUCUUUCUUUCUCUCUGUCUCUCUCUCUCUCUCUCUCUCUAUCUCUAUCUCUCCUUCUUUUUCCGAGACAAACAGUAUGUUAAUGAUGUUAUUACCAUACUUUUAAUUUUGUAAUAACAAUACAAGCAUACCAAAGAAAAGAAAACAUAUAUAUAUAUAUACAUAUAUAUAUAUGUGUAUAGUUAAAUAUUAUACAAUAAAAAUGUAUAAAAAAAAAAAAAAAAACAUACAUACAUAUGGACGCCAUGUUCGUUCAAAAAAAUUUCUUGUACGAAAGUGGUAAUUUUCUUCGUAAAACUUUAUAGAUAAUAAAUAAAUAAGACGAACGGAGUAGAACUAAUCUCUCUAUGAGGGUCUUGGGUGGGUUGGGUUUUUCUCUCUUUACGGGUGCUGCGGGAUUUUACGAUAGAGCAAUUAUUUUCGUAAGGUUUUUAUACGGUUGAAAAACGACGGGAUAUUGUUAUAAUGAGCCGGCGAUAUAUGUAUAUCUAAAUAAAAAUGAUCGAGAGAUAUUCUAUCCUCCUAUUCAUAUCCAAUUGUAAUUAACCGGAGGAUACGAAUAAUCUCAUUAGUUUAUUAAAAUGAAAAGUAUAAUAAUAAUAAUAAUAAUAAUAAUAAUAAUAAUAAUAAUAAUAAAUAAAUAAUUGUAAAAGGAAGAAAAGAUACGUGUUUUUUUAGGAUUGAUAUAUGAAAAGAAUGAAAAAUUCAUAAGAUUCGUCGUUCAUCUUUAAAUAUGUCGAUUGAGCUGAUAGUAUUUAGAUUAAAAAAAGAUAAAGAUAAAGAAUCGAGAUGUCGGAUAAAAUGCGAGAUGAUACUGAGAUUGUUUUCGAUAGUAUGUUUUACGUGUAUGUUUCAUUGUGAAAUGCAAGGGAUGUUUUUACGAAAAUGAAUAUAAUAUAUGUAAUAUAAUAUGUAUAUAUAUUAUAUAUAUACACAUACACAUGCAUAUAUGUUUGUAAUAGGUGCAUUAAGAAUUAAGCGUACGGUUUACCUGUCUGCAUGUAAAUAGAUAAUUAUUUAUUAUAUUAUCUAACGUUACUAUUAUAUACCGUUGUUAUACGAUACUUGCCGUAAAAAAAAAAUAGUACUAAAAAGUUAUCUUCCUUUGCUCUCUCUCUCUCUUUCUCUUUUUCUCUCUGUCUCUUUCUCUCUCUCUCUGUUUAUUUUUCUCUAUUUUUUUUUCAAUUAUCGUAAAUUUGUAAAUAUUUGCGAUAUGUUCUUUUCUUUCUUUUUCUUUUUUCCUUUUAUAUGUUUUAGCAUGCAAUUAAUUCAUUUGUAUAAAUUCAGUUCUCUGUGCACCGUUCUAAAAAAAUGAUCUCGAUUAAUUGUUUAUAUAAUAUAAUAGCUAUAGAAACGAUGAGCGAGGUUUCCAAAAAGGAAAAGAAAAAGAAAAAAAAAUAAUAAAAAAGAGACAUUCUUGUUUUUCUUUCUUAGCCAUGCGAAAAAUUAUUAAAUAAGUUCCAUGUCGUUAAGCGAAUAAUUAUAAAUCGAUAUACAAGAAUACGUAAUAAUGUUUAAUAAAAACGAAUACAAUGGAAAACAUAUAUAUAUAUAUGUGUGUGUAUACAUAUAUAUUAUAAUGAAUAUAAUGAUGUAUCACGAUUGAAAUUGUAAAGUUUAAAAUAAUUAGUACAUCUUUUUAAGAUAUAUUAUCUACAUAAUAUUUAUUUAUACAUUUUCUUACGGAUAAACUUUAACUAAAGUUCUAGUUUUCGAAAGCUCUUGGAAUCUGAGAAAUUAAUCCGAUUAAUAUCGUUCUUCAUUGUAUUUGUAAAAGAAAAGAAAAACGGAAAAUGGAAAAAAAGAUGAACAAAAUUAAGAAAAGAAAAGAAGAAGAAAAAGAAGAGCAAGAGAGAUUUUAUAAAAGUUUCAAAAUUAGUUUGAGACAUUCGAAAUUAGCCAAAAAAAAAUAAAGAGAGAGAGAGAGAGAGAGAGAGAGAGAGAGA
Molecule: messenger RNA, 8331 nt
Organism: Vespula vulgaris
Lineage: Eukaryota; Metazoa; Arthropoda; Insecta; Hymenoptera; Vespidae
Product: neuropeptide SIFamide receptor-like
Exons: 3
Coding region: 1273-2754 (493 amino acids)
Biological process (GO): G protein-coupled receptor signaling pathway
Cellular component (GO): membrane
Molecular function (GO): peptide binding; neuropeptide Y receptor activity
Source: RefSeq, a predicted model, not a curated record